AUGGCUUUGUCACACCGGGAGCCUCUCUCUGAGACGGUGGGAAAGCGCAUGGUCGUCACAGGUCCAGACUACAUAAAAGAUCACUUACCUAAGGUUCACCAGCAUAUCGCCUAUAUAGGAGAAAAGCGCCCAGCAUUAGAGAAAACUGGAGACCUCAGAUACUUGUGGAGGCCUGCUUCAAACAGAAGCCUGCCGGCAAAAUAUAAACACGAGUACACUGGUGGAAUUGGUUGGGGGAUUCCACAGUACAGUUUCUUCAACAGAUCAAGACUGGAAAGUGGCUUUCAUAUCCAGCAUGGCGAACUAAGUCUUCGAGCGAUGGACAGAAUAACCCAUCGCUAUCAAAACCCUUGUCAGAUGGAACACGGACCAUGGGCUCCCUCAUGGUUUCUGGUGGCGAACACAGCCGGCAGGAAGAUCUCCGACCCAGACAAGGACCUCGGAGGCAGCCCAGACCUCGGACAUCAGCAAGACCUCAGGGGACAGAUCAGGCCACUCACAAUAUUGCCCCAAACUGCAGCACAACCCGAGGACACCAACGUGGCUUCAGGUGGCAGCGCAGACCACGGCCUUCAGUUAUCCCCCCCAGAUGUUAACGCAGACUCUGGGGGGAGUAGGACCACAGACCCAGACAGGGCCCCCAGUAGCAGCACAGGCCACGAUUACAUGUCUUCAGGUGACAGCACAGACUACUCAGAUUGGUAUAGCCCCCGCAGGCAGUGCAGGCCACUCACAGCAAUAUGGCCUCCAACUGCACCACGACCCAGGGGCAUCAGCAUGAUUUCAGGAUAUCCACAUGCUUUUCAGUUAUUACCAUGCUCCACAGACAUCACAGACUCUGACUACAGUCGGACCACAGACCCAGACGUGACCCUCAGUAGCAUCAUAGUCCCAGAUAUAAACAUGGUUUCACGUGGCCACAGAGGGUACUCAGAUUGGUAUGGUCCACAUAGGCUGCGCAGGCCACUCACAUCAAUAUGGCCCCCAGCUGUAGCACGACCCAGGGACAGCAACUUGGCUUCAAGCUCCAGCAUAGACCACAGGCAUCCACAUGGCCUUCAGUUGUUGCCAUGCUCCACAGAUAUCAACACAGACUCUGGCUAUAGUAGAACCACAGACCCAGACAUAGCCCUCAGUAGCAGCCUGAGCCCAGAUAUCAACGUGGGUUCAGGUGGUGGCAGAGGAUACUCAGAUUGGUAUGGUCCCCAGAAGCAGCGCAGCCCACAGACAAGGCUUCCGGUGGCACCACAGGCUACAGAUAUCUGCAUGACAGCAGGCAGUAAAACACACCUAAACACAGACAACAAGGAUCCCAGAUGCAGUACCAUGAAGUACAAUGCAGAUGGGGCCAUGGACAGCACCGUGGCCUCAGAUGGCAGCCCAGCCCAGGGAUAUCAACCCGGCUUCAGGCUGAAGCAUAGAUUGAGGAGAUCUGCAUGGAGUUAA
Apodemus sylvaticus (European woodmouse) is the source of this 1446-nucleotide messenger RNA. It is a transcript of the gene Spmip2, whose product is annotated as chromosome 4 C4orf45 homolog. The transcript is spliced from 4 exons. The coding region runs from base 1 to 1446 and encodes 481 amino acids. Lineage: Eukaryota; Metazoa; Chordata; Mammalia; Rodentia; Muridae. The record is from RefSeq and is a predicted model, not a curated record.